AUGGCGCCUACAAAGGACCCUAAAACGGCGAAGCGCAAGCUGCUUGACGAUUCCGACUCCGAUUCUGAUAAUGGCGGGGGUGUCGAGUCUGGCUUUCAAGUAAACGAGGAGUUCGCUCGUCGCUUUGAACACAAUAAAAAGAGAGAGGAAAGACAAAGACUGGAAGAGAAAUUUAAGAACGACGAAGAGGAUGACGAAGAUUCCUCCGAAGAUGAAAGCGAAGACGAUAACGGCUUCCUCGCAACUGAAGACCUUGACGCUCAAAUUUCCGCCACUCUUCAAGCCAUCAAAAACAAGGAUCCUCGAGUCUACGACAAAAACCAAACCUUUUAUAAACCCGACGACGAGACCGACAACACCAAGAAGGACAAAAAGGAGAAGCCCGUCUAUCUCCGCGACUACCACCGAGAGAAACUCCUGCGAGGAGACACUGGAGCGGAUGAUGAAGACGAGCAGCCUCAAACAUAUCAACAAGAGCAAGACACAGCCAGGAAGGAUUUCAUUUCUGGAGUAAAGGAUGCGGAGGAGGGAAGCGGCUCGGACUCGGACGAUGCGUUUGUGAUUAAGAAAAAGUCGGGAGAUGCGCUAGCCAAGACAUCCAACGGAGUACACCCCUCUAGAGCGACCAAGAUCAAAAUCUCCGGAGUUGAUGUCGAACAUGCCCAGAAGGACCCGGAGACUUUCCUGUCCAACUUCAUGGCUGCCAGAGCCUGGGUUGAAGAUGAAGGUGGACGGUGGAAAGCCUUUGAGUCUGACGAUGGCGAGGAUGACGACGGCGCGGACGAGUUCGAGCAGGCCUACAACAUGCGCUUCGAGGACCCCGAAAAGAGCAAGGAGGUUUUGCGGUCGUACGCCCGUGACGUUACCAACUCGCGCUCCGUGCGCCGCGAGGAGGUGACCGGUCGCAAGCGCCAGCGCGAGCUGGAGCGCGAGCGCAAGGAGGCCGAGAAGAAGGAGCGCAGCGAGGAGAAGGCGCGCCUGCGCAAACUGAAGCUCGAGGAGGCCGAGCAGAAGCUGCGCAAGAUCCGGCACGCCGCCGGCGCCGUCGGCCAGGAGCUCUCGGACGCCGAGUGGAUGAGCUUCCUGGACGGCGCGUGGGAGAACGAUGACUGGGAGGCGGAGAUGCAGAAGCGCUUCGGCGACGACUACUACGCCGUGGAGGACGACGCCGCCGCGGGUGCUUCCGACGACGAGGCGGCAGCAGCGUCGUCAUCUCGGAAGAGCAAGCCCAAGAAGCCGAAGUGGGACGACGACAUCGACAUCAACGACAUCGUGCCCGAAUUUGAGGACGAAGAAGCCAAGGCUAAGUUCGCCUUGAGCGACGUCGAAGAGGAGGAGGCAGCAGAAGACGAGGCCGCGGACGAGGACGAUGAUGCCGUGCCCGCCAAGAAGAAGCGCAAGACAGCCGACAUCAAGAAAGACCGCAUCUCCGCCCAGAAGAAGUCCAAGAAGGAGCGCGCCCAGCUCGAGGCCCUCGUCGACUCCAAGAUGGAACUCACCGAGCACCGGCUCCUCCACGCCGCCUCCAGCUCCUCCGCCCAGCCGCAGCAGCAGCCGUUCCGGUACCGCGAGACCUCGCCACAGGCGUUCGGCAUGACCGCGCGCGACAUCCUGCUCGCCCCCUCCGACGCCGCGCUCAACGAGUUCGCCGGCCUCAAGAAGCUCGCGGCCUUCCGCGACGAGGACAAGAAGCGGCGCGACCGCAAGCGUCUCGGCAAGAAGGCGCGGCUGCGCCAGUGGCGCACCGACACGUUCGGCCGCGACUACGAGCGCACGGGCCCGACGUUUGGCUUCGAGCGGUACGCGGAGGAGGACAAGGAGGGCGGCGGUCAUGAGGAGGGGGAGCAGGUGCAGCGGAGGAGGACAAGGGAGGACAAGAAGGGCAAGGCGGCGGGCGCCGGCGGUAAGGGCGAGAAGACGGAGGAGGGUGCCGGUGGCGGCGAGCAACCGGCCAAGAAGAAGCGGAAGCGGUCCAAGGGCAAAAAGUCGGCCGAGGUGGAGGCGUAA
Messenger RNA from Cordyceps fumosorosea ARSEF 2679, 2007 nucleotides. Its product is annotated as ribosome biogenesis protein Kri1. The transcript has 2 exons. Bases 1 to 2007 code for a protein of 668 amino acids. Lineage: Eukaryota; Fungi; Ascomycota; Sordariomycetes; Hypocreales; Cordycipitaceae. The record is from RefSeq and is a predicted model, not a curated record. Gene Ontology annotation, biological process: endonucleolytic cleavage in ITS1 to separate SSU-rRNA from 5.8S rRNA and LSU-rRNA from tricistronic rRNA transcript (SSU-rRNA, 5.8S rRNA, LSU-rRNA). Gene Ontology annotation, cellular component: 90S preribosome; nucleolus.